Molecule: messenger RNA, 2647 nt
Organism: Sabethes cyaneus
Lineage: Eukaryota; Metazoa; Arthropoda; Insecta; Diptera; Culicidae
Exons: 3
Coding region: 1625-2428 (267 amino acids)
Source: RefSeq, a predicted model, not a curated record
CUUUUGAUUUCUAGUAGCGUGGCAUAGUACACGCGUGCAGUGCCGCUUCAACGUUGGCCAACACACCACUGAGGCCUGAGCUGCUGACCGGAGUCGAUGAUCUCACGCACGGUACAACCCUCACAACUAGUUCGCUCGCGUUGCCAGUCAGCGCUUUCACAUACGAGAGGAGUUGCCUGCUGGCUGGCUGGUGCCGUGUCGUGCCGUGCUCUGGUUCGGAUGUUACCCAAGUGAACUGUAUUUUCGCAAAAGUGUUUAGGCGUGCCUCGCGGGUCGCGUCUCAUCGGAAUGGGACAUGUACUUUUCUACUAGCUUCUUUGGAGUGCGUGCCUGUGUAAAUAAUGAUAUCAUACACCAGCAAGUCAUAUCGAACAGAAUGAUAUUCUUGAAACCGUGUUUGAAUCGACAGGAAAAUUGAAGGUAGCGAACCAAUCGGUGUUUGUGUUUAACUAGACAAAAUAAGCAUUCAGAAGUGUGAAUUGAGAUAUGUUAUCUGUGAAGGCAAAAAAUUACGUAUUUGGGUGUUUUCAAUCGGAAUACCUGAACUAGGAGUAAGAAGAUUUCAAGUGAGUCUGCGUACUGUGAAAAUGUAAUGCAAGCUAGAUCAUGAAAAAAUAAACAAACGUCGUUGAACAGAAUGCUGUCAGUCAGGCAUAAGGCGUAAAAUGUGAUAACUUUAUCCAAGGAAUCGUCAUAAAACAGCACUACAUUUAACUUUGCUCAAUUGCUUCGAAAAUACUAUUAGUUUCAAACUAGCCAACCUAACAUCUUUUGCGGUAACAAAACGAGGUAGCAGAAAAAUGACUCAUCAUAAGCGAUUUCAUUUCGCGGUCAGAUGGGAAUUACACCGUCAAUUAAGUGCUUCGAUGCAUUAGAUUAUUAAUUUGUAUAGUGAAGAAUCAGUCGAUCAUUUUUGAAUUACCGAAUUGCUUUCUCAUAGUUCCAUUACUGAACCAAUAAGAAACCUAAAACUAAAAUAGUUUGUCCUGUCCAGCAAAAAAUAAACACCGAUUAAAUAAUUUCUAAUCAAUCGCCCACGAGUGAUGCCACUGAUAGUGACGCACACAGUUGAGAUUAUAUUCACGGAUACAGUGAAGGUUUAUUUAACCUAAACUCGGGAAACAUCGCCUUCGCUCUAUAUUCGCGAAUCGGUGUGGAAUCGCGUUGGUGGGUGAUGCAAAAUUUCGCUAGCAAACGUUCGCUAUUUCGCAGUUUCCUCUCCAUUAGUUUGUCCGGUGUCGAAUGUAGGAAGAGCUGCAGCACAGUUGUGCGCACUCCAUACGUAGGUAUGUGCAAAUUUACCGGGGUAAUUACGCUAACAAGCCAAAUACGAAGUAAACAGCCAAGACAAGUCAGCAAAAAGUGAUGUGUGAUUUGAACAUAUAGGUCUACCUAACGUGUGUAGUGAGCGAGGGUCAAACAACACGAGUAGUGCAACACGAAAGUAAUCAGAUCUCCGUGCGCUGGUGCUGGGUGAAAUCGCGGGCGAAACUUCAGGUUGUAAACUAUCACGACAUCAGGAAUCACUACAGAGCAUACUUUCCCAAGCUUAUCAACAGGAGAGGAACCAAUCUGUGAGUUCGUAUUGUUUCAUACCCUAUCGAAGAUCAAUCAUCAACCGGUCAUGGAAAUAACACUGUCGGUGGACGAAGAGAAUGCCCUGACGCUCUACGAAGAGCUUGAAAGGACGGACAUUAACAUCCUCAACUUGAACGUUGACUGUUGCUGCGGAUUACUACGGACAUCCCCCUUCCACCAGCAGAAAUCUAAAUCCAAUUCCCGGGAAAAGCUCCGGACAGACUCCGGAGUGUCCUGUGAGGAUGAAAAACAUGCCGACGAUUGUUCACAGACUUUAGAGCACAACACUGACGACGACUGCCAAGGCGCGAGCGACCACGAGUCCGGUUGCCUUCGUCAUAGCCAUGAACACCUUUGGCACAACCAAUCGGAACAACAAUCCGGUUCCCGUAGCAAAUCUAGUCUUAAGCGGCGGGACAACCGGUACCAGAAUUUCAGCCUGCUGCAGUCUAACAUUCUGAACAGCUUUCAGCUACAGAACUUCCGGCGAAAAAACAGCAGUCCGUACGAUUCGGCCAAUUCAUCCGGACAAACCAGUUACAGCUCUACUACCUCCAGCAUGAUCGAGGAUAUCUCCGAUAAAAUCGAGGAAAUAGGAAAAUUGGAUACCAACAUUCAUUCGCUAAUGUACAAAUCCGUUGAGGUGCAUAACGACAUUUUGUCACUGGAAGCAACCACCAAUCGAUUGCUAGCGGACACCCGAAAACUAUCCGAAGACCUCGAUGACGUUCGUUACCUGGACGACUUGAUAACAAUUCUCAAUGGCGACAUUGGUCCAGUGAUUCACCGUGAAUGGCCCUACCGUAUCCUGUUCGAUACUCCAAUAGAGGAAGGAACUGCCGUUACGUGAUCGCUAGACUGCAGUGGAAAUUUUGCGAAUAUUAAACACAAUUCAGCGUGUUGGUGAAAAAUGAACGAAAAAGCAAUAAGAAGUUACCAAAACAGUCAAACUACUUCUACUAUGUAUCAGUAACUAUCCAAUGUAGCCAAAGAACUCUAGCAGGGACAGCAACAGGUAAACAGUCAAGACAUUUCUACAUCAAAUAUGUGAAUACAUUGAUAAACUAAU